Syngnathoides biaculeatus (alligator pipefish) is the source of this 2440-nucleotide messenger RNA. It is a transcript of the gene masp1, whose product is annotated as MBL associated serine protease 1. Gene Ontology annotation, molecular function: calcium ion binding; serine-type endopeptidase activity. Gene Ontology annotation, cellular component: blood microparticle; extracellular region. Bases 51 to 2120 code for a protein of 689 amino acids. Gene Ontology annotation, biological process: complement activation; zymogen activation. The transcript has 12 exons. NCBI's taxonomy places the organism in Eukaryota, Metazoa, Chordata, Actinopteri, Syngnathiformes, Syngnathidae. The record is from RefSeq and is a predicted model, not a curated record.
CACUCGCGUUCGUACCGUUGCAAAAGUCCGCGGAUGCAAGACGUAGCAGAAUGAGGGCUUUGUUGGCAUGCGUUUGUGCGCUGCUGGGCGCAGCGGAGGCCUCACGCACGGCGGCGCUAACGGAACCCUUCGGAAGCUUCCAGUCGCCCGACUUCCCGGCAAACUAUCCCGACGACACGCUACGUCAUUGGGAAAUCCGGGUUCCCCACGGCUUCCGCGUGCGACUCCACUUCAGCCAUUUUGACCUGGAACCAUCCGAGUCGUGCCAGUACGACUACGUCAAGGUGGAGGCCGGGGGCGGGGCUUCCCCUCUGGGCCUUUUCUGCGGGGGCGAGUCUUCAGACCCGGAGAAGGUUCCUGGCCCGGCACCGUUCGCUUCUCACGGAAAUGUUCUGAGCGUGGUUUUCUCGUCAGACUUCUCCAACCAGGAAAAGUUCUCAGGCUUCCGAGCUCACUACAGUGCGGAGGACGUGGACGAGUGCGCUGAGGGCGUGGAUGGGCGGGCCGCCUGCGACCACCUGUGCCACAACUAUGUGGGCGGCUUCUACUGCUCCUGUCGCCAUGGUUACUUGCUCCACCGCGACAAUCGCACUUGCGCAGUGGAGUGCAGCGGCCUGGUGUUUUCCGAGCGCACGGGUUCCGUCAGCAGCGUCAACUUCCCGUCGUCGUACCCCAAGAGUUCCGAGUGCUCGUACUUCAUCCGGGCGGCCCCGGGGCUCAAGCUGCGCCUCCACUUUGACCGCAACUUUGACGUGGAGGACCACCCGGAAGUCACGUGCCCGUACGACUACGUCAAGAUCCAAACGGCCGCCGGAGAGUUUGGACCGUUUUGCGGUCGCCAAUCACCCGGCGUCAUCCAGACGGACGCCGACGCCGUUGCCAUCUUGUUUCACAGCGACGACACAGGAGAAAACAUCGGGUGGAGGAUCACGUACACCGCAGAGGAGGCAGUAAGUCAGUGUUCGUUUCCAGCGCCCGCAUUCAACGGCACGGUGACACCGCUGCGGUCGGCGUACUCGUCCGGAGACCGCGUCCGCGUCUCGUGCUGGCCGGGCUUUGCGCUUAUCAAGGAUGGCGAGCGUGCGGAUGGCGACUUUGAGCUUCGAUGCCGGCAGGACGGCACCUGGAACGCCGCAGUCCCCGUCUGUCAAAGGGUGGAUUGCAGCGGUCCGGCGGCGGCGGGCGGAGCCCGAGUCGCGCUCGGUGGCCACGACAACGGAACCCGACUUGGCCCCGCUGCCGAAGCGUCCGUCUGCCAAGAGCGCCCCCGACAAUUAGCCCCCGAACACGCGUGCGGCCGUCCGUCCCGUCCUCUGGCCGUCCAGGUGAAGCGCAUCGUCGGCGGUCGCGGGGCCGAGCCCGGAAACUUCCCCUGGCAGGUUCUGCUGAGCGUGGAGGAUUUGAGCCGCGUCCCUUCGGAUCACCGCUUCGGUUCGGGUGCCCUGCUGUCGGACGUGUGGAUCCUGACCGCCGCGCACGUCCUGCGGUCCCGCCGCCGCGACGCCCGCGUUGUCCCCGUGGCCCCCGAACACGUUAAGGUGUUGGCGGGUGCGGUGGACGUGCGGGACAAGCGGGCGUCGGCGGGCCUGGCCGUGUCGCAGGUGCUCAUCCAUCCCGACUUCCGGCCCAGCGACUUCGACAACGACGUCGCCCUGGUCAAGUUGACUGUCAGGGUGGAGCUCAACAACGCCAUCCGUCCCAUCUGCCUGCCGCCGCCACCGCAGGGGGACGGCCCCUCCCCACCGCCCCACUCUCUGGGCGCGGUCGCCGGAUGGGGCGUGUCGCUCCCCGACGUGACCUCCGACCUGCUGCAGUUUGUCUGGCUGCCGGUGGUACCGCAGGACGAGUGCCGCGCCAGCUACGCGGCACGGGCGGGGGCCUAUAACAUUAGCGACAAUAUGUUCUGCGCCGGUUUCUACGAAGGCGGCCGCGACACCUGCCUGGGCGACAGCGGGGGCGCCUUUGUUGCCCAGGACCCCGUCAGCCGGCAGUGGACGGCGCUCGGCCUGGUGUCGUGGGCGGGGCCCGAGGAGUGCGGCAGUCGUAGGGUGUACGGCGUCUACACUCGUGUCAACAAAUACCUUAAAUGGAUAGAGCAGCACCUCCUGCUGGUUACAUGACCACAUCACAAACUCUUGCAAUUCGAGCACGACUACGUAGGCUGAAGAUAGAGAGGAUGCUGUGGCUGACAUGUAGCCAAAAUAGCGCUAGCAUAGCUGCGCCUGCUAACUACAGGAAAGUCAUUGCAGACAUUUUAAAAAGUUUGAGAACAAAACGAAAACAUUCUCGAUGUUGUUGAAAAACUGCCCGUUUACUUCAUGUUAUCAUGUACAGUGCAUGUGUUCAUAAUAGCUGUAUUUCAAGGCAUGACAUGUUAAGUCACAGAUAUUUGGAAGUAACAAAUAUUAAAAGGAAACCAACUUAUGGGUUGGUCUAUGAA